Messenger RNA from Aspergillus alliaceus, 2160 nucleotides. It is a transcript of the gene cds1, whose product is annotated as phosphatidate cytidylyltransferase. Gene Ontology annotation, cellular component: endoplasmic reticulum membrane. Gene Ontology annotation, molecular function: phosphatidate cytidylyltransferase activity. The coding region runs from base 355 to 1710 and encodes 451 amino acids. Lineage: Eukaryota; Fungi; Ascomycota; Eurotiomycetes; Eurotiales; Aspergillaceae. The transcript has 4 exons. The record is from RefSeq and is a predicted model, not a curated record.
CUGCCGCGUCCCUCGAGAAUCUCAGUACCAGACGCAGUCAAUGGACGCUUGACCGAGAAUUACUCGUUGAGUCUUCCAUUAGUGUUUGUCCGUGCUUCCGCCGACCGUAAUCUGGUCACUAUUUCACAUGAAAUUUUAAUCUACUGACGACGAUCACUUGUGGCUUACUCUCCUCUCUUCCUUUUUUCUCGCUCCCUUUCUCUCCUUGCCCUCCCCUGUCGUAUCUAUCCUUGUCGGCUCCGUCCCGAACCCCAGUUUCCCUAAGGAUUUUCUUCUAAACUUUCCCCCUCUUUCCCCACGCAUACAGCUUGGGGUCGCGCGUCAUCCUCCUUUCUCCCCUCGGUCCGUAACACCAUGUCCAAAUCACGUCGGAACGUCAGGUUUCCGCACCGGGCAUCGGAAACUCGCCGGCUAAGUAUUUCAGACGCCAGUGAUGCCGCCUCUGAACCCGGUAGUCCGUCGAAGAAUGGCAGCGUGUCUAAGCCCGAGACAAUUGUCGAGGAGAAACCCGAACAGCCGCAGCUGUCCGACUACGAGAAAAAGAAGCAGACAUUCAUUACUCGCACAAUAUGGACCUUUGUGAUGAUCUUUGGAUUUUUCAUUGCUAUGUUUUCUGGCCACAUCUACAUUAUCGGCCUCGUCACCGCCAUUCAAAUCAUCUCGUUCAAGGAAGUCAUCGCUAUUGCCAACGUGCCGAGCAAAGAAAAGAAUCUCCGUUUCACUAAAUCGCUGAACUGGUAUUUCCUGGCUACGACCAUGUACUUCUUGUACGGAGAAAGCGUCAUCUAUUACUUCAAGCACGUCUUGUUAGUUGACAAGGUGCUACUGCCUCUCGCAACUCACCACCGCUUUAUCAGUUUUACACUCUAUGUCAUGGGAUUCGUCUUCUUUGUCGCAUCUUUGCAGAAAGGGCAUUACCGGUUCCAAUUCACACAGUUCGCCUGGACUCACAUGGCACUGUAUUUGAUCGUCGUACAAGCGCACUUUGUCAUGAACAACAUUCUGGAGGGCAUGAUCUGGUUUUUCCUUCCCGCAUCUUUGGUUAUCACAAACGAUAUUUUCGCAUACGUGUGCGGAAUCACAUUUGGCCGCACCCAGUUGAUUCAGCUGUCCCCUAAGAAGACAGUUGAAGGGUUCCUCGGUGCUUGGAUUUGCACCAUAAUCUUCGGCUAUUUCAUGACCAAUAUCCUAAUGCGCUACAAGUACUUCAUCUGCCCAGUAAAUGAUCUAGGAUCCAACGUGCUGACCGGGUUGGAAUGUACCCCGAACCCGGCCUUUGUACCCCAGCCGUACCAGGUCCCAGAAUGGACCGGAUUGGACAAGACGUUCUACAUCGAGCCUAUACAGUUCCAUAUCCUGAUCUUCGCCACCUUUGCCUCUCUAAUUGCGCCGUUUGGCGGCUUCUUCGCCUCUGGACUUAAGCGUACCUUCAAAAUCAAGGAUUUCGGCGAGUCGAUCCCGGGCCAUGGUGGCAUCACCGAUCGGAUGGACUGCCAGUUCAUCAUGGGGUUCUUUUCCUACAUGUAUUACCAUAGCUUCAUCGCAGUGUAUAAAGCUACUGUUGGGGAUGUUAUUGAGACCGCCAUCAAUGGCCUCACGGUCGAGGAGCAACUGGAGGUAGUCCGAGGACUUGGCAAGUAUUUGUACAAUCAGGGCACGGUUUCCGAGACGAUUCUGGAAUGCUUGAACAGUGAGCUGACACGCCGAUGAAGAGCGUUCGAUAAUGACCCAUGCCAUUUCUUUUCUACCUCUCAGUGACGAAAAUUCGACCGCUCCCGACUUGCUCAAAGUUCAUCGGAAGGGGGAAAAAGUAGCGACUCUUAUUUUACAUUACCAUUUUAAUUGGCCGUUAUCCACCAUCGCUAGAGCCUUUUUACGAGCUUCAGACGAACCUCAUCUCCGCAAGGUGGCUACUGAACGUGCCUGUCUUACGUUUGUUCUGUCUUUUUGCCUUCGCAUUGGGUCAUGAUUGUAUAAUGUCAGGGAAAUACGGUCGGAAAGUUUAGGUUCAUGUCUGCGUACACGUCCGAAAGGGAACAUUGUACUCUUUCUUCAUAUCUUCGAUAUGUUUAGCCGCCGUUGUCAGAUGGUGAGAGACUGGCGUCUAGUUGGACUGUAAAUUCCUCCAUAUAUAGGAAUAUAGGUUGAUGAGUUACUGAA